Molecule: messenger RNA, 1157 nt
Organism: Ramaria rubella
Lineage: Eukaryota; Fungi; Basidiomycota; Agaricomycetes; Gomphales; Gomphaceae
Source: the annotation of a GenBank genome assembly
CCCAUACAUCCUGCUCAUAUGCCGAAAUCCACAUUCACAUGCAAAUCCUGCCCCCUCCAAGACACCCCAGGCUAUUCUGGAUGUAUUCAAUGAACUUCUUGAGGGUUUGGGCUGGAAACUUGCUGAUGCCACCCCACAUCAAAUUAUUUUAGACUCAGUGUUUAUAAACAGCCUGCAUAAAGCCCUGGCUGGUGAGAUCUUUUGUGAUCCCACUCUAGGAAACUUACACCCAUCCCUUAGUAAUGCAGAUCACACCACACGAUACAUAAACAAACUGAGACACGAACAUUAUCCUCUUGGAACUGGACUUCAAGGAGCCUAUCAUAUACUUGAACAACACAUGCAACUCCCACCAGAGAAACAUUAUGUAUGCUGUGUUGAAGAGCGCAGUGUUACAGGAGAAGGCAAGAUCUACAUAGUUAUUUGUAUGUUUAAGGCCAUGAGUGAACUCUUACUUGAAACCAAACAGCCAUCCAUUGACAUGUCUUUCAAACAGCCCCACAAAUGGCAGGAGUUCGAGAUUGAGGCUUGGUUUCCAGAAUAUCAUCACUCUAUUGUUGUAGCCCGUGCGUUCACUAUGUCCCAAAGUGCGACAGCUCAUCACAUUCUUUUCAACCGCAUAUUUGCAAUUGUGUGCAAAGACACUGGCAAAAGCAUGCAGUUCCAUCACAUCCAUGGUGAUGGAUUUGACACCUUCAUGGCAGAUGGUCAUGUCGGUCAAGCCCUAGGGCUUGGCUUAUGUUGUGAAGAAAUAUGCAAGAAUAUGUCAGGCUACUGUGCUAUAGAAAGGACCAAAUCGUUACAUAUGUUGAUGCCUUACAAGCACCUCGCUCGCAUGUAUUGCUACUGCUUUGCUCACUUCGUCAGAAAUGUCCUUGAGGGGCAUGUGUCUCUUGAAGUAUGGUCUGCUAUGAUGAGCAUUGCAUCCGCUGAGCCAUUGCCCAACUUCAAAGCCACCUUACAAGUGAUUAGACAGGGGGACAAGAAAGCAGCUGAUUGGUUGAAAAACAAAGAGUCAGCAUGUGACUUUGCCAUUGCGGCACUCUACCAGCCUGCAAGCAAAAUUCCGAUUGAAGUAGGCUUCACCUUCAACUUCCAAUGGUAAUGAGCAGGUGCACCAGAACAUCAACCAUGAUGGGAUAAAAUUGAUGAUGCUU